This is a messenger RNA of Protobothrops mucrosquamatus (brown spotted pit viper), 2006 nucleotides long. It is a transcript of the gene UNC93B1, whose product is annotated as unc-93 homolog B1, TLR signaling regulator. Gene Ontology annotation, cellular component: lysosome; endosome. Lineage: Eukaryota; Metazoa; Chordata; Lepidosauria; Squamata; Viperidae. Gene Ontology annotation, biological process: toll-like receptor 7 signaling pathway; intracellular protein transport; toll-like receptor 3 signaling pathway. The record is from RefSeq and is a predicted model, not a curated record. The transcript has 11 exons. Bases 12 to 1745 code for a protein of 577 amino acids. Gene Ontology annotation, molecular function: Toll-like receptor binding.
UUGAUGACGUGAUGAAUGGACCUGUCCGGAAUGGGGCAGAUGUGCAGCUGGAGGAUUUUGUGGGGGCUCACGCAGAAUACAAUGAAGAAGAAGAAGAGCGAAAGUACUUCCGCCGUAAGCGUCUUGGAGUUGUCAAGAAUCUUUUGGCAGCCAGCGUGGCAGGGAUGCUGACCUAUGGGGUUUUUCUAGGUCUGCUUCAGAUGCAGCUCAUUUUGCAUUAUGAUGAGACCUACCGGGAGGUGAAAUAUAGCAACCUUGGGCUACAGAAUAUUGAUAGCAAAAUGCUGCUGGGCAUUAGCAUCACACCCCUUGCUGCAUUUCUCUAUACUCCAAUAUUCAUUAGAUUUUUUGGCACUAAGUGGAUGCUAUUCUUAGCAGUGGGCAUCUAUGCACUUUUUGUCUCCACUAAUUACUGGGAGCGCUACUAUACUUUGGUACCAUCUGCGGUGGCAAUUGGGGCUGCCAUUGUACCUCUUUGGGUAUCUCUGGGCAACUACAUCCUCAGGAUGGCACAGAAAUACUAUGAACAUGUGAACUACAAGCUGGAACAUGUCCAGGAGCAGAAACGGGCACCACGUGGUGCCUACAAUUCCUACAUCAUUACCUUUGAGGCAGUCUUCUAUGGCUUUUUCUUUCUGAGCUUUGUUUAUGCCGAGUUUCCUAUGUUUUUCUUCUUGAAGAACUAUCUCUUCGAGCUGAACCACACACUUUACGAUGUCAAGAAUUGUGGGACUGCAAGUCAUGGGAUCCUCAUUGGGUUCAACAGCACAGUUCUCCAGAAAUUGCCUCGCAGCAGUGAGCUCAUUGUAGUGGAGAGCGUGCUGAUGGGAGUAGCCUUCCUCUCCAUGCUCAUGGUGUUGCUUCUUUGUGGCUCUGCUUAUCGCCCCACGGAGGAGAUUGAUCUGCGUAGCAUUGGAUGGGGCAACAUCUUCCAGCUGCCUUUCAAGCACAUGCGAGAUUACCGCCUGCGCUACCUCCUCCUCUUCUUCAUCUACAGUGGCUUUGAAGUGCUCUUCUUUUGCACCGACUUUACUUUGAACUAUGGUGUCUGUUGUAUUGGCCUGGAACACAUGGCUUAUAUUCUCACUGCUUAUGGAAUUGCAUCUGCUGUUGGCUCUACUCUGGUACUAACUAUGCUGAGGCUGCCUCGUCAAGUUCCCCUGCUUACUGGAGCUUUUAUUCACGCCAUCCUCCUGAUUGCCCUCUUCUGCUGGGAGCCUCAAGCCAAAAAUUUAGCUGAAGCACCCGUAAUCUACCUGGUGGCUGCUUUCUGGGGCCUUGGCAGUGCCCUCAACAAGACAGGACUCAGCACACUUCUGGGGAUGCUUUAUGAAGACAAAGAACGGCAGGACUUCAUCUUCACCAUCUACCAUUGGUGGCAAGCCUGCGCCAUGUUUGUUGUUUAUUGCUGGUCUAAUCUGCCCAUGAAGGCUAAAUUAUCCAUCCUGCUUGUUACUUUGGUUGCUGCGGUGUUCUCCUAUAUAUGGAUGGAACGUAAGAUAGCCCAGAGUGUUCCCCACCGUCUCCCUAAGAUUCCCAAGCCUCGCCACAAAGUGCGAGGUUACCGCUACCUGGAGGACAACUCUGAUGCAACUGAUUCAGAGGAAGAAGAGGAAGAGGACGAGCAGCGGGAGGAGGAAGCAGAAGCCAAUGAACCUGAUGGCCCACCACACUGCCCUCGGCGGAGGAGACAACAUGCCUAUGGGGAGACCUUUGGGGAAGAAGUUGGAGAUAACAGGGGGUAGUUCCUGCUUUGCUUUCACUAUGACCCUUACAAUAUGGGCCAAGAUUAUGAAUCUCAAGUGCCUUAGAUUUCAGCUUCCCCCUACAUCACUAACGUUUUCUUCUUGGGGUUGUUCCUGUAACGUUUUAACUUGGCCAUGGAAAGACUGUGUAAAUUAGGUCCUUGGGUUGCUUUUCAAGUUUAGUAAAUCUGGGUCCAUGUUUUAGUUUGAAGAAUGGGUCAUUUGAGUGCUUCGGAGCAUGGUUGUGUCCUUGCAGAUGUU